AUGAAACCUUGUUAAUGUCCUACUACAGGAAAUGAUACAUUUCCAUUUAUGACUCCUUUAUCUAGUACUUUAUCAGUUUCUCAGGAAAUUGAUGAAGAGAAUAUUUCAUCAAAUAUAGAAGUUAAAUGCCCUACUUCUUAUAAAAUAAUAGAAGAAGCUGAUUUGUAAGCUAUAAUAGAUUAUAGCGAUAAACAAAAUUUAUUUAUCAACCAUCUAAAUUUAUCAAUUAGUUCAGGAACAACAUAAAUUGUGUGCACAAACACAAAAAAAAUACCUGUAAUAGCAAACGGAGGCUAGUCAACUGAUUGGGAAUUUUAAUGCACAAAAUUAGAUUCUAAUUAUAAUGGCACAAUAAGUGCUUUAAAUACUUACUGGGAAUAAAGUCCUAUAUUAACUAUAUGCAAGAAAAUAGAUACUACAAACAUUAAUGUUUAAUUUUCAGGAUAUAAUGGAUAUGAUUUAAUUGAAGGAUAUAAAUAUAAAUUUGGCAUUUAAAAUAUUAAAAAUGCACUAAAAUAUUAUAUUGAAGAUGAUAGUGGAAAUUAUACUACUGACUAAAAUUUCAGCUUUAUAGCAACUAAAACACAUUAAUAUGGUUGCUCUUACAUAAAAGUGAAAAUUUUACUUUUUGGAAAUUUUAUAAAAAAUCAAUGUCUAAUUAUUUGGGUAAGUCCUUAAUAUGGAUCUAAUUAAGAUACUAAUUUGACUUAUAGUUAAAUAAUAAAAGUAAGAUUGACUGGUAUUUAAUCUACUUUUAGUAGAGGCUUACAUUUUACUCCUAGUUGUUUUUCAUUAAGUCCUUUAUUGAAUGAAAAUACUUCUUGGGCUUUCUAUUAAGAUAAUACAAGUAAAAACCUAAUGGUUUAGAAAAUUAAUGCUGAUGGAACUUUAAAUGGAAGUAGUAUUAAUAUAAAUUAAUAAGGAUAACCUAUGGAUAUUACAUCUCUACCUAAUGGAGGAUUUGCUAUAUUGGCUAAAAAUGGAGAUAAGUGCUGGAUAGCCUCUUAUGAUAAUAAUGGAACAUAAGAAUGGAAUAUAAUUCUUCAUGAUAAUGGAGACAAUCCGACAGUUGUAAGAUAGUAGAUUACUUUUUUGAAUGCAUAAGGAAAAUAACCUUGGGGAAUGGAAAUUAUGUAUAAACCUUAUAAUGGCAAAUUAUUAUAUGCUAGAGGAAGAAUAUUUAUUACAUGGGCCUAUUAUAAUCAUUUCGGCUUAUAUUCUAAUGGAGGUAGAAAUGAUCAUACGGGUUCUUCAAUGUUUUCUGUGGAUUAUACUACAGGCGAUUAGAGAUUGCUUUAUUUUUCAUUUAGCCCUUCACAUUCUUUAAAUUAAGAGCUUUAUUACGAUGGUAGGUUUGUUUAUUUUGGAUCUUUAGGUGACGCUUAUCCUUAGAAUAUUAAAAUAAGGUAAUGUGAAACUUACGUUGCAAAAUGUUAUGAUUUUUCUGACAAUAAAGACUUAGUAAAUGAUAAUGGAAUUCCUUCUAACGGAACUGGAAAAGCAGGAGGUAGAUUUGGAGGAAUAACUAAAAAAUUUGGUAUUAAUUAAAAAUGGAUACUUUUCUAAAGGAAAGAAUAAGAAACUGUUUCUACUAGCUUAAAUAAAUUAUAUAAUCCUAUAAAUGAAUUAUCUUUAUAAUUGAUAGAACCUAUAAUUACUGAUAAAGGAAUUGAAAUGAAUAAAGUUAAUAAAGUUUAAUUAUUAACGGGAGAUUUAGGAAAAAGAGCAAAUGUUAUUAAAAGUGUUAAUUAUGGAAAAAAUAUCCUUAUUUUAUUUAGUUUAGUAAGUACAGGUGGUGAUAGAACUACUUUUAAUAAUGAUAUAACUUUAGAUACAGAUGAAUGCCUUAUAAUGUUAAUCAAUUCAAAUGAUGGUUCUAAAAUACUUCAAGAAACUAAAAUAACUGAUAUUAUUUCGGCUAAUGAUUUAAUGAGAAUCCUUUAAGAUGGAAGAGUCGCUUAUACUUAAGUUAAUAAAGAUAAUUCUGUUGAUUAUUUUUAUACUCCUGCUCCUAUAGCAAAUGUUUAUCCUGAUAUUAUUAUUUCAGUUGAUCCUAAUUAUGGAAGCAUAACUACUUAAAUAAAAGAUAGUACUAACCCUGGAGGAGGUACUAACACUGGGGGAGGUACUAACACUGGAGGAGGCACUAACACUGGGGGAGGUACUAACACUGGAGGAGGUACUAACACUGGAGGAGGUACAAACACUGGAGGAGGUACAAACACUGGAGGAGGUACUAACACUGGAGGAGGUACUAACACUGGGGGAGGUACUAACAAUGGGGGAGGUACUAACACUGGAGGAGGUACUAACAAUGGGGGAGGUACUAACACUGGAGGAGGUACUAACACUGGGGGAGGUACUAACAAUGGGGGAGGUACUAACACUGGAGGAGGUACUAACACUGGGGGAGGUACUAACACUGGAGGAGGUACUAACACUGGAGGAGGUACUAACACUGGGGGAGGUACUAACAAUGGGGGAGGUACUAACACUGGAGGAGGUACUAACACUGGGGGAGGUACUAACACUGGGGGAGGUACUAACAAUGGGGGAGGUACUAACACUGGAGGAGGUACUAACACUGGGGGAGGUACUAACACUGGAGGAGGUACUAACACUGGAGGAGGUACUAACACUGGAGGAGGUACAAACACUGGGGGAGGUACAAACACUGGGGGAGGGACUAACAUUGGAAAUAGUAAUUUGGUAGGAUUGUUUUCAAUCGUUUAAAAUGGAAAAACUUCAGAUUAUAAUAUUGUAAAAUUAUUAUUUUUAUGA
This is a messenger RNA of Ichthyophthirius multifiliis, 2781 nucleotides long. RefSeq lists its product as hypothetical. The record is from RefSeq and is a predicted model, not a curated record. The transcript is spliced from 4 exons. Lineage: Eukaryota; Ciliophora; Oligohymenophorea; Hymenostomatida.